AUGAGUGAGCCAAGACUUCUUGGUACUCACGUUCCCUUCCCUUCAUUACCCGAGUCAAUCACAAAAUCUAAUCGCAAGAUCAUUUAUAUAUGUAGGAAUCCAUUUGAUAUUUUUGUUUCAGCAUGGGAAUUCUUUACUAAAAUGAAGUUAGUGUCUUUACCUGCAUUAACGUUGGAGGAAGCCUUUGAGAAAUAUUGCAAUGGGAUAAUGGGGUUUGGUCCAUGGUGGAGUCAUAUGUUAUGUUACUGGAAGGAGAGUAUAGCCAGACCAAACAAAGUUCUGUUCUUGAAAUAUGAGGAUCUUAAAGAGGAUACUGAAUUUCACGUGAAAAGAAUUAUUGAGUUCUUGGGUUGUCGUAUCAAUGAAGAAGGAGAGAGUACCAGAAUGAUUGAAAACGUAAUCAAACUGUGUAGGUUUGAGAAGAUGAAAGAUUUGGAA
Molecule: messenger RNA, 438 nt
Organism: Sphenostylis stenocarpa
Lineage: Eukaryota; Viridiplantae; Streptophyta; Magnoliopsida; Fabales; Fabaceae
Source: the annotation of a GenBank genome assembly